AUGAGUUGUGCAGUGGUUUCAGGUUCCGAAACCCUCUUUCAUUUCUGCUCAAAACCCACAAAAAAUUCCAUCACAGAAAGUUUUUCUAGCAUUUCCUUCCGUUCACAGCUCCCAAAUUCUAGAAUUCAAUUCAAAAAUCCAUCUGGGAUGACUCGAAGAUCCCAUUCCAGGUCCAGUUUUAAGGCAAUUUAUGCUCCAACACAAAGCACAGACAGUUUGUAUGAUGUGUUGGGAAUUGAAGAGAGUGGAACUAUUUCUGAUAUAAAGAAAGCUUAUAAACAAAUGGCAAGAAAGUAUCAUCCUGAUGUGUCGCCACCAGACCGUGUUGAUGAACACACCAGGAGAUUUAUACUGGUUAAAGAGGCUUACGAAACCCUUUCUGAUCCACACGCCAGAGCUUUGUAUGAUCAAGAUAUAGCUCAUGGAUUGGGCUUCAAACAGAGAUCGGAAGGGGAGUGGAAAAUGAGGUGGCAAUCUCAACUGAAUGAAUUGAAACAAAGAAAAAGGGAUUCAGGAGGACGAAUGUCUUGGGGAGCUCGAAUGCGCAGCCGAAGAUGA
Fraxinus pennsylvanica is the source of this 558-nucleotide messenger RNA. NCBI's taxonomy places the organism in Eukaryota, Viridiplantae, Streptophyta, Magnoliopsida, Lamiales, Oleaceae. The record is from the annotation of a GenBank genome assembly.